Cucurbita maxima (winter squash) is the source of this 2256-nucleotide messenger RNA. RefSeq names its product beta-D-glucosyl crocetin beta-1,6-glucosyltransferase-like. The record is from RefSeq and is a predicted model, not a curated record. Gene Ontology annotation, molecular function: UDP-glycosyltransferase activity. NCBI's taxonomy places the organism in Eukaryota, Viridiplantae, Streptophyta, Magnoliopsida, Cucurbitales, Cucurbitaceae. Bases 537 to 1901 code for a protein of 454 amino acids. The transcript is spliced from 2 exons.
GCAAUUCAAGGUUCCAUUGAUUCCGGCGACUGCGACGAACUGAAAAAUGACGUGGCUUUCGGAGAUCUACAAUCUAAAAUUUGGGCUGUGCAUUGGUUUAAGAAUAAAAGACAUGGAGGUUGCAAAAUGGCUAUAAAUUAGCAAUGGAGGAGUUGGGAUAAUUUUGGAGGGUUUUGUGUUGCCAAGAAUCAAGCUGCAAACUCCUUGCAUCCCCGGAUUCACGUGUUUGUUAAAUAAUUAGGCUGCUCAUCUUGGAACUUGUGAAAGACCAUUUACAAGCAAUUUGGCAAGCCUCUGUAGAGGUGUGUAAACUUGGAGGAAACACUUCAUCGUUCAUCAGAUGCGGCUUAUGACAUUUUUUAAGCAAAAAACGAGACACAUAUCUCACCUUGCUUCCAUCGACGCCUCGGAGUUCACAAGAACUGUAAAAUAAUCGAAUAAUAUACUUCGUGCCGUCCCUUUUCUAGUUUCUAGUUUCUUGUUCUUGUUCGGUCCAUUCGUAUAAGAAGUUAUUGUUGCUAUCGGCUGACAUAGCCAUGGAUGCCCAGAAAGCAGUAGACACCCCCCCCACAACCGUUUUGAUGCUUCCAUGGAUCGGCUAUGGCCAUCUCUCUGCUUAUUUGGAGCUGGCCAAAGCUCUCUCAAGGAGGAACUUCCACGUCUACUUCUGUUCAACCCCUGUUAACCUUGACUCCAUUAAACCAAACCUAAUCCCUCCUCCUUCUUCCAUCCAAUUUGUGGACCUCCAUCUCCCUUCCUCUCCUGAACUUCCUCCCCAUCUUCACACAACCAACGGCCUCCCCUCUCACCUUAAACCCACUCUUCACCAAGCCUUCUCAGCGGCUGCACAACACUUCGAGGCAAUUUUACAAACACUUUCUCCGCAUCUCCUCAUUUAUGACUCUCUCCAGCCUUGGGCUCCUCGAAUUGCUUCCUCCCUCAAUAUUCCGGCCAUUAACUUCAAUACCACCGCAGUUUCCAUCAUUGCCCAUGCCCUUCACUCCGUUCACUACCCGGAUUCAAAAUUCCCAUUCUCUGAUUUUGUUCUUCACGAUUAUUGGAAAGCCAAGUACACCACCGCCGAUGGAGCCACUUCAGAAAAAAUCCGCAGAGGUGCAGAAGCCUUUCUGUAUUGCUUGAAUGCUUCUUGCGAUGUAGUUCUUGUGAAUAGCUUCAGAGAGCUGGAGGGGGAAUAUAUGGAUUAUCUGUCCGUUCUCUUGAAGAAGAAAGUUGUGUCGGUUGGUCCUUUGGUGUACGAACCGAGUGAGGGCGAGGAAGAUGAAGAGUAUUGGAGGAUAAAAAAGUGGCUGGAUGAAAAGGAAGCAUUGUCGACCGUUUUGGUGUCAUUUGGAAGCGAAUACUUCCCGUCGAAGGAAGAAAUGGAAGAGAUAGCACAUGGGUUAGAGGAGAGUGAGGCUAACUUCAUAUGGGUGGUCAGGUUUCCGAAAGGAGAAGAGAGUUGUAGGGGGAUUGAAGAGGCAUUGCCAAAGGGGUUUGUGGAGAGAGCGGGAGAGAGGGCGAUGGUGGUGAAAAAAUGGGCGCCUCAGGGGAAGAUAUUGAAACAUGGGAGCAUUGGGGGAUUUGUGAGUCACUGUGGGUGGAAUUCGGUACUGGAGAGCAUAAGGUUUGGGGUACCCGUAAUAGGAGUUCCCAUGCAUCUGGACCAGCCCUAUAACGCCGGACUUCUGGAAGAAGCUGGGAUUGGGGUGGAGGCCAAGCGGGAUGCCGACGGAAAAAUUCAGAGAGACCAAGUGGCCAGCUUGAUCAAACGAGUGGUGGUCGAGAAAACCAGGGAAGACAUUUGGAAGACAGUAAGGGAAAUGAGGGAGGUUUUGAGGAGAAGAGACGACGACAUGAUUGAUGAGAUGGUGGCUGAAAUUUCCGUCGUGCUUAAAAUAUGAGUUUUCUUUGUUUACUUUAUAAGAUUAUUAUUAUUAUUAUAUUAUUAUUACUACUACUAUUAUUAUUAUUACUGCUGCGUAGUAAAUAAUGAUUUAUGUUAAUGUGAUAGACUAAAGAAAGAAAGUAUAGUAUUGUCGAAUGUGUGAUAUAUUUAAAGAAGAAUGGAAGACGCAAAAUAGUCAGUAAUUAAUUAGUAUUAAAAAUUAAAAGAAAAAAGUAAAAGAAUGAAGUGAAUUGAGUUAGAAGAAGCUGGUAACUAAAGCACAGAACAUGGAUGGAUGCGACACUUGAGGAGGCCACGUGUUUUCUUAUGGUUGGAGAGUAUCAUGGAUUUCCUCUUCUUCCUGCUGCCGC